This is a messenger RNA of Pongo pygmaeus (Bornean orangutan), 1079 nucleotides long. RefSeq names its product stromal cell derived factor 2 (gene SDF2). The transcript has 4 exons. The coding region runs from base 1 to 693 and encodes 230 amino acids. The record is from RefSeq and is a predicted model, not a curated record. Lineage: Eukaryota; Metazoa; Chordata; Mammalia; Primates; Hominidae.
AUGGCGGUAGUACCUCUGCUGUUGUUGGGGGGUUUGUGGAGCGCUGUGGGAGCGUCCAGCCUGGCUGUCGUUACUUGCGGCUCGGUGGUGAAGCUACUCAAUACGCGCCACAACGUCCGACUGCACUCACACGACGUGCGCUAUGGGUCAGGCAGUGGGCAGCAGUCAGUGACAGGUGUAACCUCUGUGGAUGACAGCAACAGUUACUGGAGGAUACGGGGGAAGACUGCCACAGUGUGUGAGAGGGGAACCCCCAUCAAGUGUGGCCAGCCCAUCCGGCUGACACAUGUCAACACUGGCCGAAACCUCCAUAGUCACCACUUCACUUCACCUCUUUCUGGAAACCAGAGGAGAAAACAAAGGCUCAAAGGAUUUACAGAAGAAGGGAUCGAGUUGAGAUUCAAGGAAGUGAGUGCUUUUGGUGAGGAAGGUGAAGGUGAUUAUCUGGAUGACUGGACAGUACUCUGUAAUGGACCCUACUGGGUGAGAGAUGGUGAGGUGCGGUUCAAACACUCUUCCACUGAGGUACUGCUGUCUGUCACAGGAGAACAAUAUGGUCGACCUAUCAGUGGGCAAAAAGAGGUGCAUGGCAUGGCCCAGCCAAGUCAGAACAACUACUGGAAAGCCAUGGAAGGCAUCUUCAUGAAGCCCAGUGAGUUGUUGAAGGCAGAAGCCCACCAUGCAGAGCUAUGAAUCUAGAGGCUCUGAGCCACUGUUAAUGCACAAUGUUCACAGACGUCUGUUGCUGCCUCACCUUGGGAUCCCUGUCACAAGUUCCUUGGGCAGUGGCCGUGUUACCAUUGAGAUGAAGAUAUACAACAGAAAAUAGUGGCUGUGUUUGGAAACUUCAGCCCCGCAUACUUGAACUAGUCACUCUCCCAGAUUUGCGUGGGUCAGUUCUUUCUGAGUAGAGGACUUGCUGGUAAAGGGGCAGAUGCUUUUUAUUCAUACUGAUAAACUGAGGGGAACAUCCCUCUUAGCUGGGAAACUUUUUACUCUUCAGGAGCUUGGCAUCAUGGACUGUUUAUGUGAUUUUUCCCCUAUUUUCUCUCUCCAAAAUGAUAAAAACAAUAAUUUUA